AUGGCAGAAUCAGAUAGUAAACUAUCAGGCGUUAAUAUAUGUGCUGUUAAACCCACAUCAAAACUGCAAUUGGAUGAAAACAUAGCAGCAUAUUUAGAGAAUAGGCAUUUAGUGAGAGAUAAACACAUUGUAGCAUGUCAAAAUGAUAAAAUAGAAAGGAUUGUCACUAAUUAUGUGAUAGCUAAACAAAUUCUGAGCAAUAUGAGAUGGCAGGAUAAGCUGCUAUAUAAACAUGUAUGUAGUACUUGGCUUUCUGCUAUCAAUGCUCUUAGGAAGGAACAAUUAUGCCCUGUUGAUUUUUCAAUAAAGCAGGGUCAUAUAAAACAGUCAUCUACAUUUUCUAACGAACCAUUAGCUGUGUUUACAUUUAUGAAUGUAACUGAGUUUCCUAAAACAAUAAGUUGUAAAAAUACAUCUCCUUGUUGUUGUGAUCCACCAUGCGGAAAGGAUCAUCUUGUAAUUGAUGCUAUCCACAAAUUGUCAACGGCACCAAAAGAAUGUAUGAUGGGAGUCAAAGCGUUAUAUGUAGCAUAUAUGCCUUUACCUAACUCAAACACAAAAGAAAACACGCUCACAUCAACUCAGUGUAGCCUGUCUUCAUUCACUGGAGGAAUCUUUAUACCUGUUAUACCUAAUGUCAAGUUUAAUAUGAUCAACUUGAAAGACUAUAAGCAAAUGAAACAACAAUUUUACACAGCUGUUGAUGAUAUUGUAAAAGAUAACAUAAUUAAAGGACUUUUAGUGUUUGUGACAGACAAACAUCUUUUAAAUUCUGUUGAAGAUGUUGUCUUUUUUAAUCAUGUAAAGGAAGUGCAACCUGAUAUACCAUAUGCAAUGGGUGGAUGCAUUUGUGAAGAUACAGUGUGUGAUUCAAAUGAUAUAAAUCAUUUAGUGAGUGACACUUCAGGGGAUGCAGUAAGCGACAAUCUCAUAUCUAUAGGCAUAUUCACAAUUCCCAAGAAUACUGUAAACGAAAGCAAUUUUGAUAUGUUCUCAUUAAUAAUUGAAUCUUCUGAGUGGGACAAGCAAAAGAUACAUUCGUCUCUUACACAGUUUUCCAAGUCUGUCCCACGAUUCGAGCAUAGCGUUUGCUUCAAACUUGCUUGCAUAGGUCGAGACCGGAAGCACAAAUUUGAACAAGACACAUUCCGAUCUGUUUUCCCAGACACUCCAUUAGUCGGUUGCUAUGGCAACGGGGAAUUGGGUAUCGACCACCCGGCAAAACCUUUACCGGAGAAGCCAAAGAGAUUACGGCGUUCUGUAGGUCCACAUUUCGGUAUAAUUUAUUCAUACUCCACUGUCUUCGUUUAUAUGGGCUGGGGAAAGAUUACACUACCAUCUACAUUGCCGAAAACUUAAAUAUUUUAUACAGAUUUUAGUAAUGUACUGGUACUAGUUGAUAUUAUGACUAUUCCAGCACAUUAAUGCAAGUCUAAUUUUUAAGGGUAUACCGGGUAAACUGUACCCACUCUGGGUGUGUUUUCACAUCAUGCACCUUCUAAUUCCAAUACUAAUGUAUCCUUAGCACAAACCUUAGUUUUAGUAUAAGUAUAUUCAACUAUUAGUUUUAUUUUUAAUAGCUUAUGUUAACAAUGUGAUUAUUCGGUAAUGGCUUUAAAAAAUUUAGUUUACAGAAAUAUUUGCAGCUUCAACGCUUAAUUAACUUAUUGCUGGAUGCUUAUCCGAUUUUGUUAGAUGGAUUUUGUCGUGUAUUUAUUAAAUUACGAGUGGUUUUCGUAUUCACUUAAUACAUGGUUUAAUCAAAACCUAUAUAUUAAAUUGUAUUAUACAGAUUAGAUACUGAUAUUUAGACUCGAUUCCCUGUCACCUUUAAGCAUAGACUUCAUUCACACUUAAUGUCCAUUUCUCCACAUUUUUAUAUGAAUAUAACUCAUUAGUGGUAUAAAUGUUUUAAGACUAAUAUAUUGAAAGUUAUUCUAAAGAAUAACUUAUGCCGUAUAGAUACGGCAGCUUGUAUGUUAUGACUAUAUUUAUUUACUUUCCGAAUGAAAAUUGUGCCUCGCAGCAGCGCACGGAGGUGAACAAAACGCUUUCAUAUAUCGUGAUAUGUUAUAUGAUUAAAUGUAAGCAGUGUGAGAUUUCAUGGUGUUUUAAAUUUUUACAUUUUUGUAAAAACGCCCCUAUAGGUAUAAAAUAAGUAAUA
Pieris brassicae (large cabbage white) is the source of this 2164-nucleotide messenger RNA. RefSeq lists its product as uncharacterized. The transcript is spliced from 4 exons. Lineage: Eukaryota; Metazoa; Arthropoda; Insecta; Lepidoptera; Pieridae. The record is from RefSeq and is a predicted model, not a curated record. The coding region runs from base 1 to 1359 and encodes 452 amino acids.